This is a messenger RNA of Cucurbita maxima (winter squash), 1197 nucleotides long. RefSeq names its product ER membrane protein complex subunit 10. The coding region runs from base 55 to 966 and encodes 303 amino acids. The record is from RefSeq and is a predicted model, not a curated record. The transcript is spliced from 8 exons. Lineage: Eukaryota; Viridiplantae; Streptophyta; Magnoliopsida; Cucurbitales; Cucurbitaceae.
AAUUGAUUACUCACUCGAAGGUCACUUCGAUUCUCGCUCUUCGAAAGUUCAGCCAUGGGAUUCCGUUGUGGCUUCAUUUUCUGUCUCUUGAUUUGUUCGUCUGUGGCUUUUCAAUCCGAUGAGCUUCUCGUAGAUGAUGACGAGUUUGAAGGGACGCAGCAGAUUCAGUAUACUGAUGCCGCUCAGACCCGAUCCACGCCUCCCCCAAGCCGUACGACAUCGACGAGGAGGCGAUUUUCUGAUCCUGAUUUGGAUUCUAAGGUUCAGUUUCAGCUAGAACACUCAUUUGGGGACUCUGAUUUCGCUCCUGCUGGCUUAUUUACUGCACGUCUGAAGACUUCGAGCCAUGGUGGUCAGUCACUUACAAAGCUGCGGUUUUCAAGAAAUGUUUUUACUGAAGAGGAUAGGAAGAAGUUCACGGCCUUGUUGCAAGAAGAUGGUUUCUAUAGUGUAAGAUUGACAACCAAUGUUUUGAAGUCACAGGAACCGGGAGAGAGCUAUGUUUACUCAUCAGUGAAAGCAAGAUGUCUUCCGCGAGGAGAAUUGGAUGAGCAUUUUGUGAUUCACAUGGAUGGUGUUAAUAUUUUGGCUGUUAAUUAUGGCACCCCUGGAGCAUGCCCUUUUCCCCGGCAACUGAGACUUCCUUCAAAAUGGUCUUUUAACUCCCUCACAUUUUUGAAGAGCGGCGAGCAGGCUCCUAGAACGCCUAUAUUUGCUGAUGACAUUCUCGUUGGUGAAACUGGAGAAGGGGAAGGUGUAAAGCCACCAGAAAAGUCAUUUUGGGCUAAAUAUUGGAUGUACCUGAUACCACUAGGACUGAUUGUUAUGAAUGCCAUAACACAAGCAAUGAACAUGGCUGAAGAACAGGUUGGUGGCCAAGCAGCAGGACAAGGACAAGCACAGCCACAGCAGUCAGCUGCUGCAAUACAACGUGGACCAGGCUCGUCUACGGUAAGACGACGAUAGAAACUGUUAGAAAAAUAGACAGGAAAGCAUGCACCAUUCGUUUUCCUUGUAGUUUUCAACAUAAUGAUUGGACUUAGAGAAUUUUUUGGCGAUGAAUUUCUAACUUUAUUAGCAACAGAAACUUUGUCAAAGUGCAGAGUACUGUAAAUCCCAUUUAUUUGUUUGACUGAUGCUCAACUUCCAUUUAAGACUCCCGUUGGAAUUUGUUCAUUGAAGUCUUUAUGUUUUAUU